AUGAGGGUCCGGUUGUUGGCUAAAAGUGGUCGGUGGCAGGUGUCAAGAUUUGUGGAUGUUCACAAUCAUGCAAUGUUACAGGGAAAUCAAUCUUCAAUGUUACCAGCACAUCGUAAGUUAAAAGUAGGCGAUAUAGUGGAGAUGAAUAGUAUGCGAAAAGCUGGAAUUAGCACCACAGGCAUCUACAAUCUGAUUGCUGACCAAUCUGGUGGUUUUGAUAAAACUAAUUUUUUGAAGGUAGACAUGUUUAAUCAAAUGACAAAGCAAAAACAGAAGGAGCAUUGUGAUCCGAAGGCUGUUUUGGUGUAUCUGAAGGGACUUGCUUUCGGUGAUCCUAGGAUGUAUUGGUCACACCAUGUUGAUGAGAAGGGGAAUUUAAAACAAUUGUUUUGGGCUGACGGGAUUAGCCGAAUGGACUUCCAGGUGUUUGGUGAAGUUCUUGCAUUUGAUGCUACAUACCGGAAGAAUAAAUAUGGUUGUCCCAUUGUUGUCUUAGUGGGAGUGAACCAUCAUUGUUAG
Lotus japonicus is the source of this 519-nucleotide messenger RNA. RefSeq names its product protein FAR1-RELATED SEQUENCE 5-like. The coding region runs from base 1 to 519 and encodes 172 amino acids. NCBI's taxonomy places the organism in Eukaryota, Viridiplantae, Streptophyta, Magnoliopsida, Fabales, Fabaceae. The transcript has a single exon. The record is from RefSeq and is a predicted model, not a curated record.